Oncorhynchus tshawytscha (Chinook salmon) is the source of this 1792-nucleotide messenger RNA. Its product is annotated as eukaryotic translation initiation factor 2 subunit 2. Bases 133 to 1122 code for a protein of 329 amino acids. The record is from RefSeq and is a predicted model, not a curated record. Gene Ontology annotation, molecular function: mRNA binding; translation initiation factor binding; translation initiation factor activity. Gene Ontology annotation, biological process: formation of cytoplasmic translation initiation complex; formation of translation preinitiation complex; translational initiation. NCBI's taxonomy places the organism in Eukaryota, Metazoa, Chordata, Actinopteri, Salmoniformes, Salmonidae. The transcript has 9 exons. Gene Ontology annotation, cellular component: eukaryotic translation initiation factor 2 complex.
ACCUCAUUACGUUAGUCCACGAUUGCGCAUUGACAAUUUACCGCUGAUGCAAGAAGUGUCGGCGAAUUGAAGUGAGACUGGUCGGGGGAUAAAAAAAAAACUUCCUAGAUCGUUCUUGUUCUUUCCGCAAACAUGUCAGGAGACGAAAUGAUUUUCGACCCCAACAUGACCAAGAAGAAGAAGAAGAAGAAGAAGCCUUUCAUGCUGGAAGAAGAAGGUGGAGACGGAGUGGCAGAGGACACACAGCAGGUAGAGGCCAAGGAGGUGGAACCUGACGGUGGGGAGGACAGAGAGUUCGACCUGGACGAGGACGAGGGAAGGAAGAAAGAGCAAUCCGACGAUCUUGAUGACCUGAACUUUUUCAACCAGAAGAAAAAGAAGAAGAAGCCCAAGAAAGGGUUUGAUAAUGACAUUGAGGAGGGGAUAAAGGAGCUGAAAAUUGAAGAAGAGCAGAGCGAGGAGGACGACUUGGAUCUUCAGUUGCCAGCAAAGAAAAAAAAGUCCAAGAAGGUUGACUUCCAGGAGGAAGGAGAGAUACUUGAGAAGGAUGAUGGCCUCGAGGACGUUGAGGGGGGAAAAAAUGAUGGCAUCUCAUUCAGCUCCCAGUCUGGUCCGGCGUGGUUAGGGACAGACAGAGACUACACAUAUGAUGAGCUGCUGAACCGUGUCUUCAACAUCAUGCGGGAGAAGAACCCUGACAUGGUGGCCGGAGAGAAGAGAAAGUUUAUUAUGAAGCCCCCUCAGGUGGUCCGAGUGGGCACCAAGAAGACCUCGUUUGUCAACUUCACUGAUAUCUGUAAACUGUUGCAUCGUCAGCCAAAACAUCUUCUGGCAUUUUUAUUGGCUGAGCUGGGGACAAGUGGCUCCAUAGAUGGAAAUAAUCAGCUUGUGAUCAAAGGAAGAUUUCAACAGAAACAGAUUGAAAAUGUCUUGAGAAGAUAUAUUAAGGAAUAUGUGACCUGUCACACGUGUCGCUCCCCUGACACCAUCCUACAAAAGGACACCCGUCUCUACUUCCUCCAGUGUGAGACCUGCCACUCACGCUGCUCCGUGGCCAGCAUCAAGACUGGCUUCCAGGCUGUCACGGGCAAGAGGGCACAGCUCCGUGCCAAAGCCAACUAAGGCCAACCACACCCUGGCUUCUCCCUCUCUGACCCGCCGGAGCUUUGGAUCCUCUUGAUAACUGGACUUUUGUUUGGAGUCCGAGAGGGUUUGUUGUUGUCGCUGCAUUAUGUGAGAGAGAAACGCUACAAGCUCUGAGUCUCAAAGGUCUGGCAGGUCAUAAGGAGCAGUGCGCAGAUGCAUAAGGUUUCACAGGCAAACCCCCAGUUUUCUCUUUUCUCAGCCGUGGGCAGAUUCUUUCAGAGCUUCUCUAUUCCCUCCAAGUGUGUCUUCUUCCCACAUUUCUUCAAUCGUAUGUAGCCCACAUAUCGGAUCAUAAAGACAAAGCUGUUAUGACAAAGUAAUUGAUAUUGGCUUUCCUUUGGUUGAAGCAUAGUGGGUGUGUAAACAAACAUUUUAAAGAUGCAUUCCAAGAGCUAGGUUUCAGUAUCAUGUAUGUACCCUUUUGCCGAGCCAUACUGUAUGGGCCUGGUUACGCAUCCACCACAGCUGCAUGAACUGUGCUUGCUUCAAGGCAGUAGAGUUUCAGCAGGAUAUUGUGAAAGGGUUAUGGAGAGUCGGUUUUUCAGCUUGUAUACCCUCCUCUACUGCUUUUACUGGCUUAUCUGAGAUCUGUAUACUAUCAUAGCAGACUGUCAGUGGGUGGAAGUAGCUGGGUGUCCUCCAGUAA